UUUUUUUAUAUAGCGGACGAAUAGAGUCUAACAAGUAUCUGCUUUCCUGAGAUAAGUCUAUAAAAGCUUUGAUUCAAAACAAAAUCUAGUCUGUUUGUGUUCUGAAGUCAAUCAUUCAAUUUUCUAGUCUUGACCGUGAAAAAAUCGUUGAAGCUUUUACGAUGAAGAUCUUUAUACUACUUGCCAUUCUGUCAGCUGUUUCAGCGCAAAACUUUUUCGGCUUUAACGUACCGAAGGUACCAUCUUUUUCCAACAGUCCUUUAUUGAAUAGAUUUUCUCAAAUACCUUUGUUAAACAAUGUUCAAGACUUUGGUGACUUUGUAGCCCAAAGUGGUAAACAAUAUGCAACUGCUGCUGAAAAGACAUUACGUGAAGGCAUCUUCCGAGCUAAUCAAGCUUUAAUUGACUCAAACAACAAGGCUUGGGAGUUGGGACAGAGCGCAUUCAAAUUGGGAGCAAAUAUAUUUGCUGAUUUGUCUCCAACUGAAUUUUUAUCCAAACUUGCUGGUUUGAAGAGGAGCAGUGCAGGAGAUGCCAAGGCUUCAGCUCACAAAGAAGCUGCUUCUGUACCUACAAACGCAAACAUCCCUGAUAGUUUUGAUUGGCGUGAUCAUGGAGCAGUUACACCAGUUAAAUUCCAAGGUCUCGAUUGUAAUUCCUGUUGGUCAUUUGCUGUUACUGGAGCUGUCGAAGGACAUUAUUUCCGCAAGACUAAAUCAUUGGUACCACUUUCUGAGCAAAAUUUAAUUGACUGCAGUCAAAACUAUGGAAAUGUUGGUUGUUCAGGUGGAUACCAAGAAUAUGGAUUCAAUUAUAUUAUCGAAAACCAAGGUAUUGCCAAGAGUGAACCAUAUCCUUACAAGAUGAUGGAUGACAAAUGCAACUAUAGACGAGAUAUUAAGGGAGCUGAUAUGCAAGCAUUUGCUGUUAUUGCACCAGGUGAUGAGAAGACAUUGAAGGAAGCUGUUGCUACUAAGGGACCAGUGGCUUGUUCCAUGUGUGUUGUGGAGACAUUUGUGCUUUACGAAAAGGGUAUCUACGAUGAUCAAAAAUGUAACGAAGGUGAUGUGAAUCACUCGGUUUUGGUUAUUGGAUAUGGUACAGAAAAUGGCAGGGACUAUUGGAUUAUCAAGAACUCGUAUUCUGAUAAGUGGGGUGAGGGUGGUUAUGGCAGAAUUCCAAGAAAUGAAAACAGUUUUUGUGGAAUUGCAUCUGAGUGCAGUUAUCCAAUUAUUAAUUAAAAAGAAUAAAACGAAAUAUUUUUAAAGUUAUAAACUUAA
Molecule: messenger RNA, 1280 nt
Organism: Episyrphus balteatus (marmalade hoverfly)
Lineage: Eukaryota; Metazoa; Arthropoda; Insecta; Diptera; Syrphidae
Product: procathepsin L-like
Exons: 4
Coding region: 162-1241 (359 amino acids)
Cellular component (GO): lysosome
Molecular function (GO): cysteine-type endopeptidase activity
Source: RefSeq, a predicted model, not a curated record